Messenger RNA from Nelumbo nucifera (sacred lotus), 1720 nucleotides. RefSeq lists its product as uncharacterized. Lineage: Eukaryota; Viridiplantae; Streptophyta; Magnoliopsida; Proteales; Nelumbonaceae. The record is from RefSeq and is a predicted model, not a curated record. Gene Ontology annotation, biological process: SREBP signaling pathway. Gene Ontology annotation, cellular component: endoplasmic reticulum; endoplasmic reticulum membrane. Gene Ontology annotation, molecular function: ubiquitin protein ligase binding; cholesterol binding.
UUGAUUAUUCGAAUAAUCUCUUUGCACUCCAAAAGUUACCCUUAGACGACCAAUCGGCCACCGCACUAUCGGAUCUGCUGCCACGAAACACAGAUGUUCGCGAUGUAGGUAGCAAUGGGUUGAUUCGAGUGCACUUCUCUACGGGCAAUAUCAAAAGCGUAGUACCACACUGCAGAACCCGAACGAGAGCAGUCUGAUCGUUAUGGACACGCAGACGCAGGAGCAAAGAGCGAGAGCUGCUCAGCCUCGUCCAGCUGGUGGAGAUUUCUCCGCCAUUAUCUCAGUUCUGAUGGUUUUCGUCUCCUUCGCUGCCCUGGUGGUGGUUCCUUCGUCAUUUUCAACUGCAAGUAAUAGUUUUUCCAUAUUACAUCAAGUCCCAGAGGGUCAUGUUGGGGUUUACUGGAGGGGAGGUGCCCUUCUGAAUACAAUAACUAACCCAGGUUUCCAUUUGAAGAUGCCUCUGAUAACUCAGUUUGAGCCUAUUCAAGUGACUAUUCAGACAGAUCAGGUAAGGGAUAUCCCAUGUGGUACAAAAGGCGGUGUUAUGAUCAGCUUUGAGAAGAUUGAGGUUGUUAAUCGUCUUCGUAAGGAGUAUGUAUAUGAAACACUUCUCAACUAUGGUAUACAAUAUGACCAUACAUGGAUAUAUGAUAAGAUUCAUCAUGAAAUCAAUCAGUUUUGCAGUGCUCAUUCUCUUCAGCAAGUUUAUAUAGACAUGUUUGACCAGAUUGAUGAGAAAAUGAAAGAUGCUCUUCAGGGUGACUGUACGCGAUAUGCCCCAGGUAUUGAAAUUAUUAGUGUCCGUGUCACAAAACCAAAAAUUCCAGAAAGCAUAAAACGCAAUUUUGAAGCAAUGGAAGAGGAACGCACUAAGGUUUUAAUUGCAAUUGAGAAACAAAGGGUAGCUGAGAAAGAGGCCGAGACACAGAAGAAGAUGGCUUUAUCAGAAGCCGAGAAAAAUGCCGAGGUCAGCAGGAUCAUCAUGUUGCAAAAGCUGAUGGAAAAAGAAAAUGCCAAAAAGCAGCAGGAAAUUGAAAACCAAAUGUACCUGGAGCGUGAAAAGAGCUUGACAGAUGCCAACUACUACAGGGUGAUAAAAGAAGCUGAAGCAAACAAGUUUAAGCUCACACCACAGUAUCUUGAACUCAAGUUUAUUGAAGCUAUAGCCAACAAUUCGAAGAUCUUCUUUGGAGACAAGGUACCAAACAUGCUCUUUGAUCAGAGGCUCCUAGGGAAUUUCCUGAAUGACGUUAAGAAGAGGAACUUAGAAACGUAGGUCUGAUAAACUUCUAUUACAUAGCUUUGAUGAGAUAUUAUGUGAUUGUAAAACGAAAGACAAGAUACAGAAAAGACAUAUGUUAAGUUCGUUCCAUCCACUCUUCCAAAAGUGCUAGACAAGAGAGUAGCAUGAAAAUCUUUUGAAAGUGAAUUGAUAUGAUGAACUUUAGACCCUUGAGGAGGAUAAUUCUAGAUUGGGGAAUUGGGAACUUGGGACUUGUUCAAUAGACUAAACUUGGGAUCUCGCAGUUGACAGAAGGCUAACUAAAUCGAAUUCUAUGGCUGUAAAACCCAAACCAUUUCAGUUUGAAGGUAUGUGGCCUGUCAUCUUUUAGUGCACUGUACAUAUCGGUGAAACAGUUGGAAUUACGAUCCAAAUGGUUAUUGUAUGGCUUAAAAAUGAAAUGAAAGCUGUUUGGAUUAUUCGUCUCCAAAAAAUUAA